Molecule: messenger RNA, 1098 nt
Organism: Nannizzia gypsea CBS 118893
Lineage: Eukaryota; Fungi; Ascomycota; Eurotiomycetes; Onygenales; Arthrodermataceae
Product: phospho-2-dehydro-3-deoxyheptonate aldolase
Exons: 3
Coding region: 1-1098 (365 amino acids)
Biological process (GO): aromatic amino acid biosynthetic process
Cellular component (GO): cytoplasm
Molecular function (GO): 3-deoxy-7-phosphoheptulonate synthase activity
Source: RefSeq, a predicted model, not a curated record
AUGCCGUUCGCUAAACCCACAGUCGAGGACAACGAUGAUAGCAGAGUGUUGGGAUAUGAUCCGUUGCUAUCGCCUCAGUUCCUUCAGACAGAGGUGCCAGUGCCUGCCACUGCGGUAGAGACCGUCCGAGUGAGUCGUAAGGAGGUCAUUGAGGUCAUUGAACAGCGUGAUGACCGCCUUCUUGUCGUUUGUGGCCCAUGCUCUAUUCAUGACCCCGCGACAGCGCUCGAGUACGCUGAACGCCUAAAAGCCCUGUCCGACAAGCUGAAGGGAGAUUUGUGUAUUAUCAUGCGAGCAUACUUGGAGAAGCCCCGCACAACUGUUGGGUGGAAAGGAUUGAUCAACGAUCCCGAUAUUGAUGAGUCAUACAAUAUCAACAAGGGUCUUCGCAUCUCCCGAAAGAUGUAUGCUGAUUUGAACGGUAUGGGCAUGCCAAUUGCAAGUGAGAUGCUGGAUACAAUCUCGCCUCAGUACCUUGCCGAUUUGAUCUCUCUGGGUGCCAUUGGUGCUCGUACCACUGAAUCCCAACUUCACCGUGAACUGGCAUCUGGUCUCAGUUUCCCUAUCGGUUACAAGAACGGCACAGACGGAAGUAUUGGCGUCGCAAUCGAUGCUAUCGGCGCUGCAGAGAAGCCCCACCGCUUCCUUGGAGUCACCAAGCAAGGUCUGGCAGCUAUCACCAAGACCACGGGCAACGAGCACGGGUUCGUCAUCCUCCGCGGUGGCACCAAAGGCACUAAUUAUGACGCCGAAAGCAUUGCCGCUGUCCGCGAACAGCUAGCGAAGAAGAAGCAGCGGGAGAUACUCAUGGUUGAUUGCUCACACGGUAACUCCAAGAAAGACCAUCGAAACCAACCUCUGGUAGCUCAGUGUGUCGGUGACCAGUUACGUAAGGGCGAGGAGGGUAUCAUUGGAGUCAUGAUCGAGUCCAAUAUUGCUGAGGGCAACCAGAAGGUUCCUCCGGAAGGUCCCUCGGGCCUUAAGAAAGGUGUCAGUAUCACCGAUGCCUGUAUCAACUGGGAGACCACAGUAGAUGUCCUCGAACAGCUCGCCGACGCCGUGCGCACAAGGAGGGAAGUCCGUGCAAAGAAGGCAUAG